AUGACGACCAGGCUUCCACCCGAUCCCCCAGCGGGUGCCUCGCGAACACAAAUCGUGGUGUCAGACUCCAUUGUGCAUGUAGAGAAUGACAGCGACGUGGGCGCAAUGCCGAUAGAAUUGAAGGCCAGGACCUCAUCGAGGCGAAUGGGUCCGGCCACCAUGGCGAUGAGAAUGUGUGCCUAG
Chondrus crispus (carragheen) is the source of this 183-nucleotide messenger RNA. RefSeq lists its product as hypothetical. Bases 1 to 183 code for a protein of 60 amino acids. The transcript has a single exon. Lineage: Eukaryota; Rhodophyta; Florideophyceae; Gigartinales; Gigartinaceae. The record is from RefSeq and is a predicted model, not a curated record.